GUAUGAUCGCACAUAUUUAUUUUCCGUAAUCGGUCUGAAAUUUAUGAAUUCUCACGUCAGGAGGAUGUGGCGUUGACCCUCCCGCUCGCGCAGGCAAGGAAAGUCUCGACCUCGCCGAGUGCGCCUUCUCCCCGCGUCUCCAUAUCGCCAAUAUUUCCAAACCACCGAUGCUGACAGUCUUGGUCGACCCACCACGCAAGUCUCAGAUAUCUUGCGAAUACCCCAUUGACUCGGCCUGGAUAUUCAUCCAGCGAAUUCAAAGUAUAGUACAAUGCCUUCUCGCGGUACCCGACAAGCAGCAUCCAACGCUGUCGCCGCCUCGCCACCGCGUUCGCCCGAAGACCACAAACGCAAGCUUGCCGACGAAGGCCGCGAACAAGCUUCUCCACUCCGUCGAUCGAAGCGCGUCAAGUCAACUGGCCACACCGAAACUCCCUUGUCCGCGCCUUUGUCUAAAACGGAAACCAACAAGGGGAUCCGGAGCACAACUGCAGCGUCUCCGAGAAACAAUACAGCCCGUGCAGGCGAGGUUGCCGCCAUCGCGGUGAAGCACGAAGUUGAGGAAGAGGUUGAGACUGCUAUCAUUGGGAAAGACUCAACGGAGGAAAAGGACAGCCUAGUCAAGGAAGAAGGGAUUGAGGAGAAGUCGGUGGAAACAGUCAAGGUCUCUAGGAAGCGGAAACCCAAAGAAGAGGUCGAAAUGUUGCCUCUAAGACCUCGGACACAGGGCCUACGCAUGCUAGUGGGCGCGCAUGUCAGCGCAGCCAAAGGCGUCUUCAAUUCCGUGAAUAAUAGCAUGCAUAUUGGUGGGAACGCAUUUGCGCUCUUUCUGAAGUCGCAAAGGAAAUGGGACAAUCCGCCUCUUCAGGAUGACCACCGGGAUCAAUUUAGAGCGCUGUGCGAGGAGCACAAGUACGAUGCAGCAAAACACAUCCUUCCGCACGGCUCCUAUCUCGUCAACCUGGCGCAAGAAGACAAAGCCAAAGCCAAGCAAGCCUACGACUCCUUCCUUGAUGAUCUACGUCGGUGCGAAGCCUUGGGAAUUCAGUUGUACAACUUCCAUCCCGGAUCCGCCAACUCCACCCCUCACGCCAGUGCCAUCACUCGACUGGCCUCCGCUCUUACCUCGGCUCUCCGCGCCACCGAUUCCGUGAUUCCCGUCCUCGAAACCAUGUGCGGCCACGGCAGCACUAUCGGCGGUUCCCUUUCCGAGUUCAAGGAAUUGCUCGCCCAGAUCCCUGCUGACCUGCACCCACGAAUCGGUAUCUGCAUUGACACCUGUCACAGCUUCGCAGCAGGCUACGACCUCGUCACCCCGUCGGGCUUUGCGGCUUUCAUGCAGGAGUUCGAGGAUUUGAUCGGCAUCCAACACCUCCGGGCCCUCCACCUGAACGACUCCAAAGCGCCGCGCGGCAGUAAACGCGACCUCCAUGCGAACAUUGGCACGGGGUUUUUGGGGUUACGAGCGUUCCAUAAUGUCAUGAACGAGAAACGGUUCGAGGGGGUGCCGAUGAUUCUGGAGACGCCAAUUGACCGGCCAGAAACCAACUCUGCAGUUAAGAAUGAAAGUGGGGAUGAGGGUCAGGCUAAGGGCAAGAAGAAAGCGACGGCGAAGAAACGAACGGGUGCAUCGGCGAAGCUGGUCCCGGACCACAGUGUCUGGGCGAAGGAAAUCGAGCUUCUCGAAUCCUUGAUCGGAAUGGAUCCGGACGGGGAGGAGUUCCAGGCUCUGGAGACGAAAUUGGCAGAUGAGGGGAGGGAGAUGCGCGAGAAGCAGAUAGAGCAGUACUUGCGGAAGUUGGAGGCGGAAGAGAAGAAGGCAGCUAAGGGGUCGGGCGCGAACAAGGGACAGAAGACGCUGAUGGAAAUGAUGAACGCGGCCGGAAAGAAGAAGGGGAAGACAAUGAAGAAGAAAAAGGACGAGAGUGACGUGGAGGAUGAGGAAGGAUGUCAGUCACAUUCUGAGGAUUAGUGUAAACCACUCGAGAUGAGAGCACUGUAAUAAGUCCCUACUACCUAUGACAGAAUACACAUCCCG
Messenger RNA from Aspergillus saccharolyticus JOP 1030-1, 2038 nucleotides. RefSeq names its product DNA-(apurinic or apyrimidinic site) lyase APN1. Lineage: Eukaryota; Fungi; Ascomycota; Eurotiomycetes; Eurotiales; Aspergillaceae. Bases 272 to 1972 code for a protein of 566 amino acids. Gene Ontology annotation, biological process: base-excision repair. The transcript has 5 exons. Gene Ontology annotation, cellular component: nucleus; mitochondrion. The record is from RefSeq and is a predicted model, not a curated record. Gene Ontology annotation, molecular function: phosphoric diester hydrolase activity; zinc ion binding; DNA binding.